Molecule: messenger RNA, 645 nt
Organism: Dacryopinax primogenitus
Lineage: Eukaryota; Fungi; Basidiomycota; Dacrymycetes; Dacrymycetales; Dacrymycetaceae
Exons: 2
Coding region: 1-465 (154 amino acids)
Source: RefSeq, a predicted model, not a curated record
AUGCCGGUAUUUGAAGAUGUGGCUGCGUUCCAUGCCUGGAUCAAGAGCCUGACCAGGCAGUAUUGGCCAUUGGUCCAACCGAAGCUGGAAAAGACAUUUGCCAAAUACGACAACACACCUACCGUAUUCACUCAUGGAGAUAUCGCGGACCACAACAUUCUGAUCGACGGGGGAAGGAUUUCAGGAUUGAUCGAUUGGGAGACGUCCGGUUGGAUGCCGUAUUAUUGGGAGAAUGUAUGUUGUGAGGAAGUGGGCCCACCGAAGGCGUUCAAGAAGGUGGUUGAGAUCGCAUUGGCUGACUUUGGAGCGGGCGAAGGAGAGGGCAUAUCUCAGGCUGCCGAAACAACCAACAACCGCCCGCCACGUGAAUUUAUGACAAAGGAACAGCGACGAUAUUUUUACGGGGAUAAUUGUCUUGACGAGAGCGACAAUUCUGUACCGGAACUCCCUGCGAUCAUUCAGUAAAGAAAAUAGCGAAACAGCGCUGUCAAGGAUGGGGCAGGCGCGUCUGAUGAGGACAUGUAAUUGGCAAUUACGUGGGUACAUGAAGAACCCAAUCUUGUCUUAACAACGAUGUGGUUUGGUGGUGCUUAUUGAUAACGUCGUGAUUCUGCCUAGGAUAAUCUGCUCAGCUUCUGUCUCUUG